Molecule: messenger RNA, 1909 nt
Organism: Oryza brachyantha (malo sina)
Lineage: Eukaryota; Viridiplantae; Streptophyta; Magnoliopsida; Poales; Poaceae
Product: NADH dehydrogenase [ubiquinone] flavoprotein 1, mitochondrial
Exons: 2
Coding region: 130-1644 (504 amino acids)
Biological process (GO): mitochondrial electron transport, NADH to ubiquinone
Molecular function (GO): 4 iron, 4 sulfur cluster binding; FMN binding; NAD binding
Source: RefSeq, a predicted model, not a curated record
CACCCACGCAGCCACCCCCGUCUCCUCCCCCCCCCCCGCCCCCCACCCCACCCCUCUCCCCUCCGGCACCCUCCCCGAUCUCCCCCCACCCCAAUCCAGGACCGCCGGAGAGGCAGGCGGAGCGCGGAGAUGGCGCUGCGACGGGCGCUUCUCAGAUCGGCCGAGAUCUCCCCUGAUCGCAAGGCUGUGUUUGAGCACCUCCAUUCUCUAUCGAGAGCACAACCUACUCGUUCUCUAACAGGUGCUGGCCUUUGCCCUGCUGGCAAAUCAUUCAGUACUCAGGCUGCUACUACAUCAAGCACACCACAGCCUCCACCACCACCUCCACCUCCAGAGAAGACUCAUUUUGGUGGCCUCAAAGAUGAGGACCGCAUUUUUACCAAUCUCUAUGGUCUGCAUGACCCUUUCCUGAAAGGUGCGAUGAAGAGGGGUGACUGGCAUAGAACCAAGGAUUUGGUGCUUAAAGGGGCAGACUGGAUAGUGAAUGAAAUGAAAAAAUCAGGACUUCGAGGACGUGGAGGUGCAGGUUUCCCUUCUGGGCUUAAAUGGUCCUUCAUGCCCAAGGUAUCUGAUGGACGCCCCUCUUAUCUUGUUGUUAAUGCUGAUGAGAGUGAACCAGGAACAUGCAAAGACAGAGAAAUCAUGCGUCAUGACCCCCACAAGCUUCUGGAAGGCUGUCUGAUUGCUGGAGUUGGGAUGAGGGCAUCAGCUGCUUACAUCUACAUUAGAGGUGAAUAUGUGAAUGAGCGUCUCAACCUUUUGAAAGCUCGGGAGGAAGCAUACGGAGCAGGCCUCCUUGGUAAGAAUGCUUGUGGAUCUGGUUAUGAUUUCGAUGUGCAUAUACAUUUUGGUGCUGGUGCCUACAUUUGUGGUGAAGAGACUGCGCUGCUGGAGAGCCUUGAAGGCAAGCAAGGUAAACCAAGGCUAAAGCCACCUUUCCCUGCCAAUGCUGGGCUAUAUGGUUGCCCCACAACUGUCACAAAUGUUGAAACAGUGGCUGUGUCUCCAACAAUUCUUAGGCGUGGUCCAGAAUGGUUUGCAAGCUUUGGACGCAAGAAUAACUCGGGGACUAAACUCUACUGCAUCUCAGGUCAUGUGAAUAAACCUUGCACUGUUGAGGAGGAAAUGAGCAUCCCUCUAAAGGAAUUGAUUGAGAAGCACUGUGGUGGUGUGAGAGGAGGAUGGGACAACCUGCUUGCAGUUAUUCCUGGUGGUUCAUCUGUUCCCUUGUUACCGAAGCAUAUAUGUGAUGAUGUGUUGAUGGACUAUGACGCGCUGAAGGCCGUGCAAUCUGGAUUGGGUACUGCAGCAGUUAUUGUGAUGGACAAGUCCACAGAUGUUGUUGAUGCGAUUGCUAGGCUAUCAUACUUCUACAAGCAUGAGAGUUGUGGGCAGUGCACGCCUUGCAGGGAGGGCACAGGGUGGCUGUGGAUGAUCAUGGAGAGGCUCAAGAUAGGUAAUGCCAAGCUAGAGGAGAUCGAUAUGCUUCAGGAGGUCACAAAGCAGAUUGAAGGGCAUACUAUAUGUGCCCUUGGGGAUGCUGCCGCAUGGCCUGUGCAGGGACUUAUCAGGCACUUCAGGCCAGAGCUGGAGAGGAGAAUCCGGGAGCGAGCCGAAAGGGAGCUACUGGCAGCUUCGGCUUAGGACACCGCAUCAAUGUCACACCUGCAUUAGUUUCCUGAUUUCUUUCACAGAAAUAAUGCAAACUGAUGGAGCUCAUCUCUGUAUACGAAAUGCAGCUCCCCUGAUUUGUUUAAACCUUCAUGUGGAUGUUUAUUUGGUGCACUCAGAAGCUGGUGAAUUUUGAUGGACUAAUGAAAACUUUUUAAGUAGAAACAAAAUGCAGUAUUGUACCAUGUAUGUUACAUGAGGCAGCAAAAUAUUAUGGUGGAUGUGUACUUUACGUGUA